Molecule: messenger RNA, 957 nt
Organism: Kluyveromyces marxianus DMKU3-1042
Lineage: Eukaryota; Fungi; Ascomycota; Saccharomycetes; Saccharomycetales; Saccharomycetaceae
Gene: MRP13
Product: mitochondrial 37S ribosomal protein mS44 MRP13
Exons: 1
Coding region: 1-957 (318 amino acids)
Source: RefSeq, a predicted model, not a curated record
AUGUACUCCAGAGUUUUCACACGUUCAGUAUCAUCUGGCGUUGAAUCGCGCCAAAUCUUUGAUGAUUUCUUGCGCUUUGUCAAAACUCCAAAGAACUUGAGACCAUUUAUCUACCGUAAGAAGAAUGCAAACAAAUUACUAGCCAUGGACUUGAUUGAUCCAGAAACUAAGCGUCCAAUUCAGCCAAGAGAGCCUGUUCAUGUUCCAGGUGCUUCAGUAUACAAUGAUAUUAUCUUCAAUACAUCAUCAGCACAAGAAUUAGAGUCAUUCAUGCGGGAAUGGAGGAAUAUUACACCUAGAAGAAAGGAAUUUUGGGGCUAUUUCAACUCGACUCAUCUACAAAAUGCUCUCUUAGCAUCUACAUUCAGAUUUGAUUCUCUACGCUCCACCCUAAAUCUUCUAUAUCAAUUACAGCCAUUUUUUGUGAAAUCCAAGCAGAUGGACGCUUUCGAUGUUGAUGUGUGGUUUAACAGCGUGUUAAUGUGUCAAUUGCAUAGAAAUGAGUUCAAAAAUGUAAAGGAUUCGAGUAUGGUGGCAAGCGGCUUGAAGAAGUUAUCAUCUACCGUAACUAAAAAAGAAGAUACUACCGGGUUGGCCAAAGAACUGAUCGGAGCACUAGCACAUCAACAAGGCGCCACUGUGGAGAAGCUACCAAGAUUUUGCAAGACAUCAGAGGUUAUUCUUCAAUCCAUUGACGUACAACAAGCCAGCGCAAGUCAACUGAACGUGUAUCUAGCCAAGAACAGAUCAAAUUACUUGUUAAGCAGAACUAUUCUACGUUACGGAUCAUCUUCGCCAGUUGAAGUAAGCAAAUUUGUAGAAAACUACCAAUUAGCAUUGAAGCAGGCAGAUAAGACUGACCCUUAUGAUAGAUAUCUUUCCUUUUAUGAGAAAUGCAAGAAUGAGAAAGAGUCCGAACCUCAAGAGGAAGAACAACCUAAGGAAGAAGACAAAUAA